GUCAUAACUAAAACAAAAAUAUAAAUAAAAGAGAUUUUAAAUAAUACGCAGUCUUUUCGAUCGAAAUCUUCCGCCGGUAGAAUUCUACACUUGAAGCGCGACAGACAUGGGUCAGAUUUCCUUGGAUGAGGAUGAUUGCCUGGUUCGCGAGUUGGACAGUCGGUACUAUGGCUUUCUGGACUUGUCCAAUCAGAAGAAUGCAGAAAUAAGGAAUCUUGUCCAGCAAACAGUGACAAAACUGCAGAACUACAUAGCCAAUGGUCAUCAAAACAACGCAGUUACGAAUGUUUACGACUCAUCAAGCCGUACAGACCAAAAGGACGACGGGGAUACCAAGCAUCUCGAUACCGAAACGAAGGAAAAGGCUCUAGUUUCAGUCGGUGACGAUGAGAACUACGUAAAUGCUCUCUGCAAGCUAGGUCACCUGCACCUUCUUCUCGGCGAAUAUUCUGAAGCUCUUUCGGCUUAUCAAAAGUAUUUGCGGUUUCGAGAAAAUAGUUACUGGACAAACCAUACAUUUAUGUAUGGAAUAGGCGUUGCCUACUUCAAGCUUAGGUGCUUUAAAUGGGCCAUCAAAUCUUUUCAAGAACUUUUGUACUUGAGCCCAAACUUUACAUGUGCAAAUGAAGUCCAUUUGCGUUUAGGUCUUAUGCUAAAACAUUGCGGCGAAUAUCAUAUUGCCCUAAAACAUUUGCAAUUGGCGCUGCUCUACACAUAUCCAUCGACUUUUUCCGAGCUUCAGGUUAAAUUUCAAAUAGCACAUCUGUAUGAAACUCAGAACAAGCACAAGGCGGCCAAGGAUGGCUAUGAAUUCCUGUUGAAAGAAAAGAACAUUUCAUUGGAAUUAAAAGCAGAUGUUUAUAGGCAGUUAGGAUGGAUGUACCACUGCGUAGAAUGCCUAGGCGAAAAAAAGGAACGUGAAACGUACGCAUUGAAUUUUCUUCAAAAAUCCAUCGAAGCCGAUCCAAAGAGUGGACAAUCAUUAUAUUUACUCGGGAGAUGCUACGCGGGAAUCAAUAAAGUCCAUGAUGCCUUUCUAGCGUACCGCAAUUCGGUGGAAAAGAGUGAAGGAAAUGCGGAUACCUGGUGUUCAAUCGGCGUUUUAUAUCAGCAACAAAACCAACCGACGGAUGCUCUACAAGCCUAUAUUUGUGCCGUUCAAUUAGAUAAGGAUCAUAAGGCCGCCUGGACGAAUCUAGGUAUACUUUAUGAGAGCUGUGGUCAAUUACGCGAUGCCUAUGCCUGCUAUUUGAAUGCAACCAAACAAAUUUCAUUCCAAAAGACAUCAUCAUUAUUUCGACGCAAACAAGUAAUACGCAUGAAAAAGGACUCUAUUGGUCUCUCCAAGGGCCUCACACAACGCAUCAAGUUUCUGGAGGUUCAGCUUAGCCAAGCACCACUGCCAAGUAUUACAUCGAAGCGCCGGACACUGUGUUCUAUCGAAGAAGCCUGGAAUCUGCCAAUAUCUUUAGAAAUGAACUCUCGCCAACAACAGACGGCACAGAUGCUGCCGCGACAGAUGGCAAAACAAAGUCCAGUACAGGGACCGCCACCUCCAUAUCCGCACAGCCAACUCAGCCAAAGUCCCAUACCUGCGAAACGUAUUAAGGAAGAUGGCCAGCAAGAAUUAGUACAACAUAAUAAUCAGACAGCCACGCAACUGAAUUCAAAUCUAAUGAACAUUUCCGAGACGUUGAGCCAACGCAACUUGAUCGCAAUGCCGGGGGAAAACAAAAAGAUUUCUGAACAAAGCGUCGUGGACACCUUUGAUGACAUCUCGAAUGAUAUUUAUAAACAAAAUGAGACUAUAAAACUGGAGCGUUUAAGCCAAGAUGCGAUAAGUAAUAAUUUAACCGAAGACUCAAAACAUAACGAAUAUAAUGGUGAUACCAGCUCGGAUCUAACCACAUCGUUCAAAAUACAAAUGGAUUCGAAACAGUUAAUGUCCUCGGUGAAACUGCUACCGAUCGACGAACCGCCCGUACACUUUACCAUUUUGCAAGUGAACGCACCGCCGCCCUCUCCGCCCGAUUGCCCACCGCAGAAACUGACGAGGGACCAGCUCCUGCCCCCGACUCCAUCGGUUCAUUUAGAGAAUAAAAAAAACGCGUUCAGUCCCCAGUUGCAGGAGUUUUGCCUGAAGCAUCCGAUUGCCGUUGUACGCGGCCUGGCUGGCGCUCUCAAGCUUGAUCUCGGUCUCUUUUCGACCAAAACACUGGUGGAAGCCAAUCCCGAACACAGUGUCGAGGUUCGGACACAAGUUCACCAAUCGCCCGAUGAAAACUGGGAUACGUCGCAGGGAAAACGGGUCUGGGCCUGCAUAUCGCAUCGGUCUCACACAACAAUAGCCAAAUAUGCCCAAUAUCAGGCAUCCAGUUUUCAGGACAGCCUUAAGCUUGUUUUACCACAGGAUGAAAGUGAUAAGGGAUUCCAGGGUUCACAGGCUAUGUCGGACUCGGACUCCAAGGAUUCGGUUUCGAAUUCAACAAACAUUGUCUUGAAGCGUAAAAAGAACAAGAUCAACAGCAAGAUGUUAAGAUUUGGAACAAACGUUGACCUCUCCGACGAACGCAAAUGGAAGCCACAAUUAACGGAGCUACAAAAACUGCCAGCUUUUGCACGCGUCAUAUCCGCUGCCAAUAUGUUGUCUCAUGUGGGCCACGUCAUACUCGGCAUGAACACUGUCCAGCUAUAUAUGAAGGUGCCGGGCAGCAGGACGCCCGGACAUCAAGAGAACAAUAACUUUUGCUCAAUCAAUAUCAAUAUCGGGCCAGGGGACUGUGAGUGGUUUGCCGUGCCCGACGCUUACUGGGGCGGCGUUCACAAUUUAUGUGAAAAAAACAAUAUUAGCUAUUUGCACGGCUCUUGGUGGCCCGUUUUGGAGGAUUUAUACAAGGAGAAUAUACCAGUUUAUAGAUUUAUACAAAAGCCUGGCGAUUUGGUUUGGGUUAAUGCCGGGUGCGUCCAUUGGGUCCAAUCUGUUGGCUGGUGUAAUAAUAUUGCCUGGAAUGUUGGACCCCUGACUGCUCGACAGUAUUCGCUGGCCAUUGAGCGAUAUGAAUGGAACAAAGUGCAGGCCUUCAAGAGCAUUGUUCCAAUGGUUCAUUUAAGCUGGAAUUUGGCCAGGAACAUUAAAGUGUCAGACACGAAACUUUUCGAACUGAUCAAAAUGUGCUUGCUGCAAACGUUGAAGAACGUAUUGCACAUACAGGAGUACGUCAAAUCGAAGGGUGUUGAAAUACGCUUUAAUGGUCGUGGAAAGAACGAAGCCUCCCAUUACUGCGGUCAAUGCGAAGUCGAAGUUUUUAAUGUACUUUUUGUCAAAGAACAGGAGAAACGACAUGUCGUUCAUUGCCUGUCGUGUGCCCUGAAAAUGUCGCCAUCUCUGCAGGGCAUUGUUUGCCUGGAGGAGUAUCGUCUGUCUGAGCUUCAACAUGUCUACGAUUCGUUCUCUUUACAUAGAACCCAAGGACUAGCAUACACUCAAUAGUUGUAAUACCAGAAACAAAUCAUUUUUAAUAAUGCAGAUUUAAUAAAUUGUAUAUUUUACGACAUAUUA
Molecule: messenger RNA, 3559 nt
Organism: Drosophila serrata
Lineage: Eukaryota; Metazoa; Arthropoda; Insecta; Diptera; Drosophilidae
Gene: Utx
Product: Utx histone demethylase
Biological process (GO): regulation of gene expression
Cellular component (GO): MLL3/4 complex
Molecular function (GO): protein binding; chromatin DNA binding; RNA polymerase II cis-regulatory region sequence-specific DNA binding
Source: RefSeq, a predicted model, not a curated record